UCACUCGUGUGCGCAAUGGAUACAGGUGCAACACCACACAACGCAAGGCGCCAACGAGCCAAUUCACCAUCCGAAGUUUUAUCCUUCAUCGUCUUCCCUUUUCUCCUCUCUUCAUGUUCAGUCUGUUAAGGUCUCAAACUUAAAUGAUAGGACUACCCAUUUUGCGCUUCUUUAUUUACCAUAUGUGUACUCUCUCUAAUGGCUUCUCCGCUUCGAAGUCCACACACCUCCACUGAGCUCCAAUCAACCAAGAGCUUCAUGGCCCACUCUCAUUUCCUUCGCAAUUAUCGCACACCCAAUUGCUUCCUUGGCACCGAGAGGUUCUUAUUACCGUACACAUUCCAGCAUAUAUCUCUUGGGAAUGCCUUCAGAUUUGCAGUUUCUGUAGGCACCUGUAGUUCCCUCAUGAGCCCUAUAAUGUCUAUGAGAAAAGGCCGUUCAAUCACUACUUCUGGAGAAUUGUGCACAGUAGUUUGGACUGUGGAAGCUGAUUUGACAGCUGGUCAGCUUCUCUACAUUACUGGGGAACCUAUCUCAUUAGGUGGUUGGCAGCCGGAGAUGGCUCUCCUAAUGUGUCCUACUGAACAUGCAAAUUUGUGGACAACUGAAGUCAAGAUACCUUCAGGUGUCAACUUAAAGUAUAAUUUUUUCAUCAAAGAAGAAAGACCAGCUUCUGCUGACCUCAUUUGGAGACCUGGACCUGAAUUUUCUUUAUCGAUUCCGGUAAAACAAGAUGGAAAAAUAAUAGUGAGGGAUUCUUGGCUGAAGAAUAAUAUCGAGAGAUCUCCACCUUAUGUAUGGGGGUCAUGGAUAGGGGAGACAUAUCUACCAGUGCAAUCUCUAAAUUCUGCUCAAACCAGAGAUGAACAUCAGAUCAUGAACGGCGUUGAUGUUGUUUCAAAAGAGUCUGAGGCAUUCCUGAAUGAUGUCACAUUUGAGAAUAAGUUGUACUUUAAUAAUAAGCAUACAAAUUCUGUUGGACAGGAUGAUCAAAACUUGGUUCUUUCUGAAAGAGACCAACCUGUUGAAGAGCCCUGGUUACUCCAAUCAUCCAUCAUCUUUGUUAUCUCUAAGGAUAAGAUCAUGCCCAAUAUAUCCAAAAAUAAUAAUAUUGCAGCCAACGAUUCAAAAGCAUGGGAUGCCAAUAGUCAGCAUCUCCAAGUUAAAGAUAAGUUGUCGCCUGCUGAUGGCAGUAAUUUCAUUUUAAAGGAUGAUUCUAUUUCUACUAUCAUACUGAUCAACUCUUCAAUAUGUACAAUGCAAAGGAUUGCUGUAUUGGAAGAGGGGAAGUUGGUUGAGUUGUUACUAGAACCAGUUAAAACCAACGUGCAGUGUGAUAGUGUGUAUCUUGGGGUGGUUACAAAAUUUGUACCCCAUAUGGGGGGUGCAUUUGUAAAUAUUGGACAUUCAAGACCUUCUCUUAUGGACAUAAAGCAAAGCAGGGAACCAUUCAUAUUCCCCCCCUUUCGGCAGAAGACAAAGAAAGAAAAAAUGAAUGAUUCUGGGCUUGAUUCUCUUGAAGAGCAUCAAGCUGCUGAUGGAAAUGAACAUACAUCACAAGAUAUUGAAGGCAUUGAUGAUGUUGCAGAAUUCAUCUCCCAGGAAGAUUUGGUGUCACUUCCACACAAUGACCAUGAUGAGCAUGAAGCUGAUGAAGAUUUUGAUAUUUCGGAAGUCAAGGAAAAUGUUAAUGGCAGUAUAGUUGAUUAUGGUCAAGCAGACCCUAGAUUCGAGCACUUUUUGGGGGGAAGACAGCAUCAUCUAGAAGGUGAAAUCAUGAACAGGGUUGUUCCUUCUGAAACAGAAGGAUCAAAUGGUUCUAAAAUGUCUCAACCACAAUAUAGGAAGGAUUCUGAGCAUUUAUUGGCUAAUGAUAACAAGUGGACUCAAGUUCGUAAGGGUACCAAAAUUGUUGUACAAGUUGUCAAAGAGGGAUUGGGUACAAAAGGUCCUACUCUGACUGCUUACCCAAAAUUGAGAAGCAGAUUCUGGAUAUUGCACGCACGGUGUGACAGAAUUGGAAUCUCCAAAAAAAUUUCUGGAAUUGAGCGCACUCGGCUAAGAGUUAUAGCCAAAACUUUGCAGCCUCCUGGUUUUGGUCUUACGGCAAGGACUGUUGCUGGUGGUCAUUCUUUAGAGGAAUUGCAGAAGGACUUAGAAGGUUUACUUUCAACUUGGAAAAAUAUAUUGGAACAUGCAAAAUCAGCUGCCCUUGCAGCAGAUGAAGGGAUAGAAGGGGCAAUUCCAGUUAUACUACACACGGCAAUGGGUCAAACGCUCUCAGUUGUCCAGGAUUAUUUUAGUGAAAAGGUUAAGAAGAUGGUGGUUGACUCCCCAAGGACAUAUCACGAGGUCACAAACUACCUUCAGGAAAUUGCUCCUGAUCUUUGUGAUCGAGUUGAGUUGUAUGACAAAAGAAUUCCGCUUUUUGAUGAAUACAAAAUUGAAGAAGAGAUUAACAAUAUUCUUAGCAAAAGGGUUCCACUCCCUAGGGGAGGCUCUUUGGUGAUUGAGCAAACAGAGGCAUUAGUCUCAAUUGAUGUGAAUGGGGGACAUGUAAUGUUUGGUCAGGGGAAUUCACAAGAAAAAGCUAUUUUGGAUGUAAAUCUUGAAGCUGCAAAACGAAUUGCAAGGGAAUUACGGCUGAGAGAUAUUGGUGGUAUUAUUGUUGUGGACUUUAUAGAUAUGGCAGAUGACUCAAAUAAGAGAUUAGUUUAUGAAGAAAUGAAGACAGCUGUUGAAGGUGACCGAUCAAUGGUGAAGGUCUCUGAAUUGUCAAAGCAUGGACUUAUGGAAAUAACUAGAAAGAGGGUUCGACCUAGUGUGUCUUUUAUGAUUAGUGAACCUUGCACAUGCUGUCAUGCUACUGGGAGAGUUGAAGCUUUAGAGACCUCUUUUUCGAAGAUUGAACAAGAAAUUUGCCGAUUGCUUGCAAUGAUGGACCAGAAGGCAUACCCUGAAAACCCCAAGACUUGGCCAAGGUUUCUUUUGAGAGUUGACCAUCAUAUGUGCAACUAUUUAACAUCUGGGAAAAGAACAAGGCUUGCAAUCUUGAGUAGUUCUCUCAAAGUAUGGAUCUUGUUGAAGGUUGCUAGAGGCUUCACUAGGGGAGCAUUUGAGGUGCAGCCAUUUGCAGAUGACCAGGCAAAUGAAAAUCAGCAUCAGGUUGCAAUAUCAGUGCUAAGACAAACAGAGACCAGAACUAUCAAUUCUGGCAAAAAAGUAACACUUGUUCCUGUGAAAAAGGGCAGGUCCCGGGGGAAAUGAAAUCAGCUUCGUACUUUCCAUUUUUGUAUAAUUUUAGAAUAAAUUUUCUUUAAUGUUUAAUCUUUUCAUUUACCGUUUUUAUUUUCGUGUUCAUACUAGGGGGGAAAGGAGUACAGUACUUUUGGUUCCGUACAAUCCCCUUUUUGGUUGAUGGUAGGAUAUGGUUUUGGAAAUAGCUGGGUCCCCAUGGUACUACUGUUAGGUCAACCAAUUCUGCAGUGAACAUUUUUGCCAUGCAAUAAUAACAGUUUUAGAUUACCAAA
Ricinus communis (castor bean) is the source of this 3530-nucleotide messenger RNA. Its product is annotated as ribonuclease E/G-like protein, chloroplastic. Gene Ontology annotation, cellular component: cytoplasm. Gene Ontology annotation, molecular function: RNA binding; starch binding; RNA nuclease activity. The coding region runs from base 199 to 3267 and encodes 1022 amino acids. The record is from RefSeq and is a predicted model, not a curated record. The transcript is spliced from 14 exons. NCBI's taxonomy places the organism in Eukaryota, Viridiplantae, Streptophyta, Magnoliopsida, Malpighiales, Euphorbiaceae. Gene Ontology annotation, biological process: rRNA processing.